Messenger RNA from Chara braunii, 1365 nucleotides. Lineage: Eukaryota; Viridiplantae; Streptophyta; Charophyceae; Charales; Characeae. The record is from the annotation of a GenBank genome assembly.
CCGCCUUUCGACGGACGUCUUCGACUUCUUCGUCGCGUGCGGAAGUACGACACAGACGGCAGCGAAACGACGGGACAGUUUCCACGUCGCGGCUAUGGAGGGCGGCGCAGAGGGUAGACAUGAUGCGUUGACUCAUCGUGAGCUGCAGGCCGUGGCGACGACCGUGUCCACGAUCGUUCUUCGAUGUCUGCAGGAGAGGGCGCUGGGGCGACUGAAGGAGCAGUUGCACGCGCGUAGACGGAGGAAAUUGACGCAAGAUCCGUGCGAUGGGGCCGAAUACGUGACAACGUCGGAGGCUGUUGUUGAGUUGUGCUACACGUUGUGUUGCGGAGUGAUACCACGUGCGACGCCGUGGUGGUGGGUGAAGCGCAGGACAGGAGGCACGUGGGAAGACCUCAAGCAAUGGGACGAUGCGAAAGAGGACUACUUCCGGGAUAAGCUUCGAAUGUCGCCGCGAGUGUUCAGGGAAAUCGCGGAGGCGUGUGCGCCUCAUCUUCAGCGGCGGGUCACGUUCUACAGGGAGCCUUUGCAGUCGGACCAGAUUGUGGCGUACCCGCUGUAUAGGUGGGCUUCAGGAGAGACGUACGAGAGCAGCACGUGCAACGUCGGGAUUGGACGAGCUUCUGGGCUGAUUGCCGUCCGCGACGUUACGGCCACGCUGCUGAGAGAAGAUCGCGUGGCCGACAGGACUUCGAAGCGGCGUUUCUCCAUCGUCGCGCAGGUUGUCAUCGACAUGGACUUGCGUGUGCUCGACGUGCAUAUGGGAUACCCAGGUAGCUGCCACGACAUCAGGGUGCUGCAGUUGUCCAGCCUGUCGCUGCUCGCAGAGGAGGGGUCGUUGUUCCGUGGUCCCCCCGUGACACUGCCGUUCGGUGUGAAGACGAACGGGUACGUUCUGGCGGACAAUGGGUACCCCCCUUCUGAAUGGAUGGUCGUCCCGUAUGGAGGCAUCAAUCAGCACGUCGAUGAGGAGCGGUUUGACAACAAACAGAAGGUGGCGAGGGGAGCAGUGGAGAGGGCGUUCGGCAGGCUGAAGGGCAUGUGGCGGCUGUUUCUGCGGACACACAAGACAAACCUGGAGAUGCUCCCGCAGCACUUCACCGCCGUGUGCAUACUGCACAACAUGCUGAUCGACGCAGGAACCCCCUUCGACGAGAAUCUGCUAUGGGAGGUCGACGCCAAUGGUGUGCGACGAUGUGGGGACCCGGGGAUCGAAGAGCCGCUCCAGCCUGUGCUGAUGAUGAUGUCGACAGACGAAGCGUUAGCGCUGAGGGAUGCUUUGGCGGAACGAUUGAAACACGAUUGAGUCGUGUUUCAUUUGUGGACAGCAGCGCGUGGAAGUGCAUUCAUUGCAGCAAUGGGCGG